AACUUACUAUCUAAAUGAGGAGAGGUGUAGUGAGGAAGGUGUUAGUGAGGGAGGUGUGGUAAUGGUGGUUCCAGGGAAGGAGGUUUGGUACUGGUGGUCCCAAUAAGGGUGUUGUAGUGGUCUUCCUGGUGAGGGAGGUGUGGUAGUCGUCCUGGUGAGGGGGUGUGGUAGUCGUCCUGGUGAGGGAGGUGUAAUGGUGGUAGUUCUGGUGAGGAACAUUUGGUGGUAGCUGUAACAAUGGUAGUCCUGGUGGGAGAUUGGGUAGUGAUGGUCCUGGUGAGAGAUACGGUGGUGGUGGUCCUGGUGAGGGAGAUACGGUGGUGAUAGUCCUGAUGAAUCAGACAUGAUGGUGGUCCUGGUGAGGGAGAUACGGUGGGGGUGGUCCUGAUGAAGACGUGGUCGUCCUGGUGAGGGAGAUAGGGUGGUGGAGGUGGUGGUGGUAGUGACGGGGAGAAAGUGGAUGUGAGGUAAAUGCUUCACAUCGUCAGUGGUGUCUGACUCACUGGUGAAGUUGCUGGUGUUUGCCAAGUGCUGCUGCUGCUGCUGCAGUGUGUGGUUGAGCCUACCCGACCUCAAUGUACGGUGCUGUGUUCUCUCCAUCGAUAAGAUUUGAUAAGAUUGUGUGAGAGUUAUGCAGGAAGCAGUGUCAACACGUCAGUGUGUUAAAACUCAGUAUUCAGUGAGCUUCACGCGAAGAUGCUUAUUAAGGAAUUUUACAGUGCACCAGCGUCGAAGAUUUGAAGCCAAUCGGACGACACAUUCUCAAUGAAAACCUUGGAGGAUGCGAAAAAGAAUGUUAACCUCUUUCAGUCGGGUGCCCCUACCACUCACAGUGGAGGAGUACCACCUGGCCCAGCUGUGGGCAGUGGCAGAGGCGAGCAAGAGGGAGACAGGUGGUGGUGAGGGUAUAGAAGUGAUCACCAACGAGCACUUCACAGACUACCCACUGAUGGCAGGACGGUACAUCAGCGGCCAAUAUACCUACAAGAUAUUCCACCUCAAGCAAUUUAUAUACAGUAUAGUAUAUAUGGUGUGUUGCAGCAAGGUACCGUCCUUUAUUCGUCUUCUAGCUCCCGAGGGAGCUCUUGAGGUCCAUGAAAAGUCCUGGAACGCCUACCCCUAUAGCAAGACUCUCUAUUGUAACCCCUACAUGAAGGAUGACUUCCUAAUCAGUGUAGAGACGGUGCAUGCAGCAGAUAGAGGAAAUACAGAGAAUAUACAUGGGCUAAUGAGGAGCAAGUGGCGGGAGGUAGAGGUGGUGAUGGUAGACAUUGCCAACGAUCCUGUCUCUGCUGCUGACUACCACCCUGAUGAGGACCCCACCAAAUACAUCUCUAAGAAGACUGGUCGAGGACCUCUUCGAGAUCCAUACUGGUGGCUGCAGAGUGAGCCAGUGAUGACAUGCUACAAGCUGGUUUCAUGUGAAUUCAGGUGGUUUGGUAUACAGGCACGGGUAGAGCGUUAUAUCCAGGACUUUGAGCGCCGCAUCAUCACCAAUUUCCAUAGACAAGUGUUCUGCUGGAUGGAUGAAUGGUAUGGUUUGACCAUGGAGGACAUUCGCUGCAUUGAGGAUCUCACCAAGAAAGAGCUGGAUCAGCAAAGACGAGAGGGAACAGUAAGAGGCACCCUGGGAUGAAGCUGUCUUUCAAGUUUGCUUAGAAUGCAGCUGUCUUCUUCACUAUAACCAGUUAUUUAUAAUCCUGUAUAAUUCAAAUUUGAGUCAUUCACCAAAUGGCUCGCACCUGGCAACUUAUCAUGUAAAGAUAAAUAACCAUUGUAUAGGUCGGCCAUCGUUAAUCCGGCAUCAUCGGGACCUGUAGAGUGCCAGAUUAAUGAUUUUGCUGGAUUACAGAGUGGUUAGGGCAGAAUACACUUAAUGGUGAUAUUUACACAUCGUGAUUUCAUCCACUUUAUGCUCUAUUUUUGUCCCAUUCCAUUGUUCCAGUCUACCAAACUCAUAGCUAUUUCGCUAGUAUUCCUUCUAUUCUGUCGACUGAGUACAAGAAACCACCCAUUCACCUAUUUCAACUACCCAAUAAAGUGGUUAGAAAUCGUAAUUUGGCCAAUUUCACACAAAUUUCAAAAGAUGCCAGUUCCGAAAUAGGAUCCAGAAUAAACAGUGCAAAUGUGUAUUCCUAGCAUUAAAAUAACAUUUUCUCUGUUCAUUUGUCACAUCUCCAGGCCCCUCUUAUAUUAUGCUUGCUUUCUAUUUUGAAUUUUUAUUCAUACAAAAAAUAGAAGAUUUACUGUUAUGCAGACUACUGCAUUAUUAUAAUAAUUCUAUAAAUAAUGUCAACUCAUUCAUGACUGUGUAUUAGACCGGCCAGUUGGACACAUAUUGGAUGGUGACAUCAUUUGUUUAUUCUUGAACAUCAGCAAAAAUCAAACAUUUCCACUACUUUGAGCCCAAUUUUAAGGUACUUUCCAGCGUGAAACCAAUCAAAAUUAUAUCUAUUUCUGUAAUAUAUUUUCCAUUCUAUCAGAUGAGACCAAAAAACGAGAAUACAACCAUACAAACCAUAUGAAAAUACACUGCAAAGUCGGGUUUACACCAUAAGCACGGUCGCAGUUUUUUCUCAUUAUGCAUUGCAUGCUGCAAGAUUUUUUUAUAUAGUGCACACUUGCCACACAGACCUAUUCUCUCAUAUGUAGGCCCAAAUUUACCAGUCACAGCUUAUCUGAGUGAACUGAGCUCAUGUGACGACAGUGGCUUCAAAGCCCCUUAAUCUUUUAUGGACAAUGUAUGGUGUAUGUGCUUUACACAAUGAGAAGCAUUUCUAUUAUUCAUUGGAACUAUGGCUAGGGCUGAAAGUGAGCAGGUUAUAACAAUAAAUGGAGAAAAAGAAAUUGGAAUGACUUGUGCAGCAAGUAGCAACACCAAACAGUAGUGGCAGGUUGGUGUGGUGACCCCUGAAAUCUGAAAGUAUGCUAGCUGACUUAGUGCCAGAUUACUGAUGGAACUGGAUUGCUGAUUGCCGGAUUAGUGAUGGCCAACCUGUACCAUUAUGGUACAUUUGAAAAACAGGCAGGUACACAUUUAGCAGAUUUGAUUGAGUUCUGCUUAUUGGUUUACACAUUAAGAAAAUUUAGUAAAAUUUUUUUUUUUGUUUGUUUGUUUUGCAUACUAGAAAGGACACUUACCCUUGAGGAUAGGCUGGUUUAGUAUAACUGCACAGUACAGUAUUAUACUUAGACAUAUGCCCUGUUUAUUAAAAUUUUAUUUCAAAUACUAUAUAUCAGUUUUCACAUUAGAUUAAUGUGUUUUAAAAUAGUGAUAUUAUUUAUCCUGUUCUCAUGCCACAAGUGAUACAAGUGUCUUUUUUAAUUUGCUCAUAUGUGGUUAAUAUACUGUAAGUAUUCUUUACACGUUUACAUAACUUACUCUAACAUAACAAGAAAAUAAUUUUCGCAGGUUUACAGGAAACAGUCAGAAAUUGGGAAUAGUUGAAGAAAAUUAAUAUAAUAAAAUGAGGACAAGUUUGUACAGUAUUAUAAUAAGUGUCCAUAUUGAUUUGUUGAAAAUACAGAUGAAACGUUAAAUGUCUAAGCUGAAUGUUGAUGUCAAAGCUGAAUGUUUUAUCACUUUUUCAAGAAACCACAUAUACAGAGUAUACAAAAAAGAAAAAUGAGUUUUAUGAAAAAGUUGCAGUGUACAUACUGAUAAUUUUGUUAUUCUUCAUCCAUACCUUAUAAUAAAACUUUUUCCUGUUCAUAAAGAAGACUCCAUCAUUAGUUGUAACAAUACUAGAGGACUAGAGUAAUUACUACAGGAAGUCAGUUGAAAUAUUCAAUGUUAUACAGUGGCAACUCUGCCUGUGUCCUUCCCUUGUGUCUUCUUCCUCUUCCUCUCGUAUCUCCACUGUGUAGCACUGAAUGACCGUUGUUUGUUUAGCACUCUCCACAAUUAUUAUUAUUAUUAAUAUAUAGUCGGACUUGAGUCCUGGAAAUGGGAAGUACAAUGCCUGCACUUUAAAGGAGGGGUUUGGGAUAUUGGCAGUUUGGAGGGAUAUGUUGUGUAUCUCUAUACGUAUAUGCUUCUAAACUGUUGUAUUCUGAGCACCUCUGCAAAAGCAGUGAUAAUGUGUGAGUGUGGUGAAAGUGUUGAAUGAUGAUGAAAGUAUUUCUUUUUGGGAUUUUCUUUCUUUUUUUUUUGGGUCACCCUGCCUCGGUGGGAGACGACCGACUUGUUGAAAAAAAAAAAAAAAAAAAAAAAAUAAUAUAAGAGAGCACUAAACCUGUAGGGAUAUACAGCACCCAUGGGGGAAGGGGGGGGUGGAAGGCAUUCAGGCACAGUUCAGGGAACCGGAACACAGAUCCAAUUCCCUAGAUCAAGAGCCCCCUCACUAGUAUCAAGGAACCUCCUUUGAGGGGGGACACUCUCCACAAAUAGUAUAAUGUAGAAAAUUAUUGUAGUCACAAAAUGCACCAAACUUGAAUGGGUCAUAAAGUAUUAUUAUGUAGAAAAAUAUUUUCCUUAAUAUAAAUUUUAAGUCACUAAUAGUAUAUGAAGUAACAUUAUACUGUAAUACAGUAUAUAUAUUUUCUUUAGAUACAGUAUUUUAUUGUGGUUUGGAGGAUCAUCUGUAAUGUCAGCAUGCUUCUGGAAAGAUAGUGAUUGAUAGUAAAAGUACUUUCUUCUCUGUUGGGUCAUCCUACCUUGGUGGGAGACAGCUGGAGUGUUAAAAAAAAUAACAGUAUUUGAAAAUAUUGUACCUCUAAUCAUAAAAUUCAUUAACAGCUAACACUGUAAUAUCAGUUAUAGGCCAAAUACCUGUAAUGUAUUUAAAAAUGCUGUGAUGACUGAUUUGAUAAUGCUAUUUUUUUAACUUAUUAGUCUGUAUAUGAUCCCAUAUGAAAUCUAGAUUUUUUAAUAAUAAAUAUUAAUUUAAUGUU
Cherax quadricarinatus is the source of this 4893-nucleotide messenger RNA. RefSeq names its product phosphatidylinositol transfer protein beta isoform. Gene Ontology annotation, biological process: phospholipid transport. The record is from RefSeq and is a predicted model, not a curated record. Gene Ontology annotation, molecular function: phosphatidylinositol binding; phosphatidylcholine intramembrane carrier activity; phosphatidylcholine binding. Lineage: Eukaryota; Metazoa; Arthropoda; Malacostraca; Decapoda; Parastacidae. Gene Ontology annotation, cellular component: cytoplasm.